GAUCCUGAACUAUUUGAACAACUCUAUCUUCUUUCGCACGUAAUCUUUACGAUGCUCAAGAUUAUUUUUACAGUUAGAUUUUCUCCACUCCUGAAUUAUCAGAAAAGCUGAUUAGAAAAAAAAGUUCAACCAGGCUAAAGGUUGCCGAAUCAUACGCGCCAUUGCUCCUGUCCACGCAAAUAAUCCGGAGUAGUUAUCUGUCUCCUGUUGCGGUAAGCCGCCACUCCGAUUUUCCACCGUUACAACCCAAUCCAUUCACAGCAUCUGUAACGGCUUUUCCUGCCUAGCUACCAUGGCCACACACCGCCACUGGCUGCUGCUGCUCUUCCUCCCUUGGGCCCUCCUCUCCCGCCGCGGCGCGCAGCCUCCCGACGCCCUGUACCCUGUCGUGCUGCUCCCGGGCAACACCUGCAGCCAGCUCGAGGCGCGCCUCACGGACGCGUACGAGCCGCCGCCGGAGUCGCCGCAAUGCGGCGCGGGCAGCAACGAGCGCGGCCGCUGGUUCCGCCUGUGGAGGAACGCCACGGCCAUGGACGACCCCGCCGUCGCGCCGUGCCUCGCCGACCAGCUCCGCGUCGUCUACGACCCCGCCGCCCGCGACUUCCGCAAUGAGCCGGGCGUGGAGACCCGCGUCCUCGGCUUUGGCUCCACCGCCGACUUCCUCGCCGACACCGAAGCCAACAAAGACCUCUGCAUGGGGAGGCUCGUCGAGGCGCUGCAGCAGGCCGGGUACCGCGACGGAGAGACGCUGUUCGGCGCGCCGUACGACUUCCGCCAGGCUCCCGCGGCGCGGGGGCAGCCGUGCCGUGCCUUCGCGCGGUUCACCCGGCGGCUCAGGGCGCUCGUGGAGCGCGCCAGCAGGGAGAACGGCGGCAGGCCCGUCGUCAUCGUGUCGCACAGCCAGGGCGGCUACUUCGCGCUGGAGUUCCUGAACCGGAGCCCGCUGCCCUGGCGCCGGAGGUACGUCAAGCACUACGUCAUGGCGUCCACGGGCGCCGGCGGGUUCCUGCUCCCCCUGCGGAACCUCGCGUCCGUGCCCCGCGACGCGCUGGAGGCCCCCGACGCGCUCGUGGCGCUGCCGUCGCCGGCGGUGUUCGGUCCCGGCACGCCGCCGCUGGUCGUCACGCGCGCCAGGAACUACACGGCGCGGGACAUCCCGGAGUUCCUGGCGGCGAUCGGAGUGCCCCCGCUCGGGGUCACGCUGUACGAGACGCGGGCGCUCCCCCUGCAGCUCGGCUUCCGGGCGCCGGUGGUGCCCACGACCUGCAUCAACGGCGUCGGCCAGCCCACGAUGGAGCAGCUCGUGUACUGGGACGGCAACUUCAGCGAGACGCCGCAGGUGGUGUACGGCGACGGCGAUGGAUUCUUACCCGUGGCGAGCAUAGUGGCCCUCGACACCGUCAUCGGUGGUGACCCGAGGCAGGAGUACUACAAGUCUAUCAAGCUUGCCGGCACGUCUCACGCUGGCGUUGUCUCAGAUGCUGCGGCUUUGAAGCGUGUCGUCGAUGAGAUUCUUUGGAGCCCUCCAAUAUGAGCAAGUCUGUCAGAGACCAACUCUAUCGCCUGUUUUUUUUUUUCUUUUGGCAGCCAAUCGAUUUGGAAGUAUUGCCUAUGUCCGAAAACACAAUACCACUAAAUCAAAUUCCCUACGCCCCGUUCCAAAAUUAUACUUUUUAUAUUUUUACUAGAUAGUUUACUUUUAUUAGAUAUAUAGAGAGAGUGCGCGCGAGAGACUGAUAGCAUAGUAAAAUCAUAUAUCUAGAGAGGCCAAGAUGUAUUGUAAUUUGGAAUGGAAGGAGUAACCGAGUAAGAGCUAAUACCCUGUUGUAUACUCUAGCUUACAUGUACAACGUCAUUUAAUAUAAGGUCUUUUAGAGA
Zea mays is the source of this 1878-nucleotide messenger RNA. Its product is annotated as lecithin-cholesterol acyltransferase-like 1. Lineage: Eukaryota; Viridiplantae; Streptophyta; Magnoliopsida; Poales; Poaceae. The record is from RefSeq and is a predicted model, not a curated record. Bases 293 to 1534 code for a protein of 413 amino acids. The transcript has 2 exons. Gene Ontology annotation, biological process: lipid metabolic process.